This is a messenger RNA of Stylonychia lemnae, 477 nucleotides long. Lineage: Eukaryota; Ciliophora; Spirotrichea; Sporadotrichida; Oxytrichidae. The record is from the annotation of a GenBank genome assembly.
AUGUCUGCUUAGGCUUUUCAAAAAUUAUAUCGUCAUUUCGUGAUAGCUACUUCCCAGAGUAGAGCACCUAUUGUGAUGAAACAUCUUGAGAGUUAAACCCCUUAUAUUCAGGUAGCUGAUGAGAUUUAUGCACAUUCAGUUGAGUAAUCUGAAGUUAUCAAUCCUAUAUUUAAAAAGUACUGCGACGAAGGCGAAAAAUAUUUCUCUGAUAAAGAGUCAUAAAAUGAUUUGAAGACCGAUUAACAAGAUGCAGUAUAAAAAAAAUAUGAAAGAGCGAUUAGAGACUACUUAUUUUUGCGUUAAUCAUGCUUUCUAGAACUAUAAAUUAUGGACUUGAAUAGGGUUGGAGUAGACAAAGAUUUGAAGAACAUCAUUAAGUAAACCGCAAGACAUGUUGGCCUUGAAAUGCCAAAGAGCUGGCAAUAGACUAUUAAGGAUCCAUUUGAUAAUAGAGACAAAAAUAAUGAAAAGAUAUGA